UCUUCCUCUUCUUUCUUUUCUUUGUUAAAAGAAAACACUUCCAUUUCUCACAAUAUUUUUAGCAACUAAGAAGAAGAAAAAAUGAAGGCAAAAUGUGGGGUGAAUAGAGGAAUGUCUAUACUAGACUUGUUUAUAAGGAUAAUUGCCAUAAUUGCAACAUUAGGAAGUGCCAUUGCUAUGGGAACUACUAAUGAAACACUUCCUUUUUUCACUCAAUUUGUUCGUUUCAAGGCCAAGUAUAGCGAUCUUCCCACCUUCACGUUCUUUGUAGUGGCAAAUGCCAUAGUAAGUGCAUAUCUUGUACUUUCUCUGGGGCUGUCUAUCUACCACAUCAUGAGGAGCCGCGCACAAGCAAGUAGAAUUGCCUUAAUAUUCUUUGACGCGGCAAUGCUGGGGCUAUUGACAGCAGGAGCAUCAGCAUCAGCAGCAAUAGUUUACUUAGCACACAAGGGAAAUACAAAGACAAACUGGUUCCCAAUCUGCCAACAGUUCGAUUCAUUUUGCCAUAGAACAUCAGGAUCUUUAGUUGGUUCAUUUGCUGGUGUUGUACUCAUCAUACUCCUCAUCUUCCUCUCCGCUAUCGCCCUAUCUCGUCAAUCAUCCAAAUCAUUAGUUUUAAUCUAGAUUUGAGAGUAUAUCUUACUGUUUCGUGUGAUUUGUUGUUUUUCUCAGCCUUUUGUUUUCAAGUUUCUUAUUUGUGUGUAAUGAUCAAUGGUUUGCAUUAUGAGAUUUAUGUCAACUACUUCCUUCGUACA
This is a messenger RNA of Solanum pennellii, 755 nucleotides long. Its product is annotated as casparian strip membrane protein 1. The transcript is spliced from 3 exons. NCBI's taxonomy places the organism in Eukaryota, Viridiplantae, Streptophyta, Magnoliopsida, Solanales, Solanaceae. The record is from RefSeq and is a predicted model, not a curated record. Bases 82 to 624 code for a protein of 180 amino acids.